AUGGAUCGAGAAAUGGCAAUAGUAGAAAGUAGCAAUCAUCUCGGCACUUCCUCACCAGCCAGCGAAACGCAGUUCACGAUAAACUCUACUUUAAUGGACAAUCAAGGAUCCAAAGAAAGCAUAACAGAAACACCAAGGAACGAGGUACCGAUCGAAGCAGAACAACCCAAAAGCCAUGAAAUAAUAACUGAGGAUGAACUUCCUCAAAACACUAGGAUUGAUAUCGAGAAAGAGAUGGAAAUUCCUGUUGCAGACGAGGACGAAAACUUGAAACUUGAACUUCCAGAUAAUUUAGAUAACACUGACUUUUCUAAACUACUAGAAUUUGAUGCAAAAAAUGAUGAGGCUCUAUUCAACUCAAAUGAACUACUGUCCCAAACAAUGGAUUCUGUAAAUAAUAUGGAUUUAUCGGGUGAUCAUCCCCAGGAAGUUUCAUUGAAAGAGAACAUUAAUAUAGAGGCAGCAAGCCCCCAUGAAAACGAAAAAGAAGAAACUCAAGAUGUUACCGAAACAAAGAAAACAGAGGAUACAAAAAACUCGGAAAGUACAAGCAUAUCAAAUGAUCGAACUGUUGCUGAUAUUUCAUAUACAAAAGAGCGUAAAUUAUCGGCAGACAAAGAUGCUGAUACUCUGCCCCCAAUAGAUGACGAAAAGGCCAGCCUACUCGAUACAAGAAAUAAUUCUAUAACGCCAAUAAUGUUUCAGCAACACGAAUUAUUAGCACAACCAUCUCAUAACACUGUUACCGAAAACAACAGCACUGACGCUGAAACCACUGAACGAAAAUCAUCCGUACCAAUCAACGAAAACCUACCACUACCAAAUGAGCAACCGACCAUCUUUGCGUAUGCAAGACUAGAUUUUCAAAGUUUCACAUUUUAUGUACAAACACUACAUGCAAUAAUUGGAAGGAGAUCUGAGAAUGACUUUUCCCACAAAGUUGACGUUAAUCUUGGUCCCUCGAAAUCCAUAUCGAGAAGACAUGCCCAGAUCUUUUAUAAUUUUGGAACAGGGAGGUUUGAAUUAUCUAUAAUAGGAAAAAAUGGUGCUUUUGUGGAUGACAUUUUUGUCGAAAAAGGAAACACCGUUCCACUUCGUAAUAAGACAAAAAUUCAAAUUGGACAAAUACCGUUUCAGUUUAUUUUGCCAGAGCAAGAACGGAAUGACGAUAGUAAAAGUCCAGAAAACGCUGAUAUAACAGAAUCCGAAAUAAAUGCCAAAAAUUUGAAGAAGAACGAGCCCAAGUCCAAGAAAAAAGCUACCGGAACGAAGCCUAAGAAGGUACAGACUAAACCAGCGGUAAAGAAGGAGAAGAAGCCACCAAAGCCACCAAAGAAAGUGUACACACUGGAGGAAAUUCCAGUUGAGUAUAGAACAAAACCUACUGUAUCUUACUCUGCUAUGUUAACUACUUGCAUACGAAAAUACUCGACCGCCAAAGGGAUGUCUUUAUCGGAAAUCUAUGCUGGAAUAAGAGAACUUUUUCCUUAUUAUAAAUAUUGUCCUGAUGGCUGGCAAAGCUCUGUAAGGCAUAAUUUAUCUUUGAACAAGUCCUUUAGAAAGGUUUCUAAGGAAGGCAAAGGAUGGUUAUGGGGUCUUGAUGAAGAAUAUAUUGCAGAGAGAGAACGCCAGAAAAAGAAACAAAAUGAGAUAGCCGUGGCAAAAGCACAAGCUGCACAAUUAAAGCUCGAACAACAACAAAACAGACUGCAGCAAGUGCCUCAGAAGGGCAAAAGAGAUAUUACUUCUCAGAAGUCUACUUCAACUGCGAGAAAACAAAACAUUUCACAAACUCUUGCAGCAAACAGGGCUGCCUCUAACAGAAAGAAUACUGCGAGUGAUAACCAAAGAACAAUGAAAUAUCUACAAGAACAGCUUGUUAUCCUGACACGAGAUCGAAAAGGUUUAUCUAAACAAGUCAUCGCCGCAAUUUUGACACAAGCUCUAGCUAUGACAAUAAAUCAAGUAACACAGGCGGCAAAGAACAAAGGGAUUACAGGUAAUCCACUUACAGCCUUGAUGGACAAGAAUCCUCAGCAUUUGAAUUUAAUUUUAGCAGCAGCUGUGAACGCGGCAACAGCGAAAGUCACAAAAGGUGAAGUAAAGCAAUUAGUGAACUCCGAAACUACAGCGGCUCUAGCAGCCAAGGCACAAAAUUCCAAACCGAUACCUCAGCCGAUAGUUCAGACACCACACGUUCCAGAUAGACCUUUAUCUCAAUUAUCUACGUCUACGUCAUCCCAUCCCAACAAUCACUUGCAUGACAAAGCACGAGGUUCAUUUGAUCCAUCCUCAUUGUCUCGAUUUUUCCAGCCGAGACAGAAUGCCAGGGUUACAUCCCCUGCAACGGCUUCAGUUGCAACAACAGUUGCGCAAAAUGUUGAUAUACAGCUUAAGCCUAGAUCUGCACAGGAAAAUAAUAUAGAAAGUGACAGUAGUACUAGUAGUAGUGGAUCAUCCAGUAGCGGAAGUGGAAGCGAGAGUGACAGUGCUAGCGAUGACGGAAGCGGGAGCGGUAGUGGCGAUGAUAGUAGUACCAGCAGUGAAAGUGAAAGUGAAAGUGAUAGUGGAAGUGAAGUGGAUGAAAAAGACAAUAAAGGUGACAAAGGUGAUAACGGAGGUAUUGAACAUAACGAAUCUAAUGAUAUUUUACGUAACAACGAGAAUGGAAAUAGUACUGGUCGCAAAAUUCUAGAAACAAAUGAAGAGGACCAUGACUCUAAAAGGCGGAAGAUGAGCGAGGUCACCAACCAAGUAAAUGUAGUCGUCGAGGAAAAAAUUGGAGAUGUGACCAAUAGUACAAGUACUUUCGAAGUCGAAUAA
Saccharomyces mikatae IFO 1815 is the source of this 2823-nucleotide messenger RNA. It is a transcript of the gene FHL1, whose product is annotated as Fhl1p. The record is from RefSeq and is a predicted model, not a curated record. The transcript has a single exon. Gene Ontology annotation, cellular component: nucleus. Gene Ontology annotation, molecular function: DNA-binding transcription factor activity; sequence-specific DNA binding; protein binding. Gene Ontology annotation, biological process: regulation of ribosomal protein gene transcription by RNA polymerase II. NCBI's taxonomy places the organism in Eukaryota, Fungi, Ascomycota, Saccharomycetes, Saccharomycetales, Saccharomycetaceae. The coding region runs from base 1 to 2823 and encodes 940 amino acids.